Molecule: messenger RNA, 1518 nt
Organism: Topomyia yanbarensis
Lineage: Eukaryota; Metazoa; Arthropoda; Insecta; Diptera; Culicidae
Exons: 1
Coding region: 1-1518 (505 amino acids)
Source: RefSeq, a predicted model, not a curated record
AUGCCGCCACUCGUCGGGUCUAAGCUGUCCGGUUCGGUAAACACGUACUCGUAUUCGGUUGUCGUUGCUCCAUCCCCGUCGCCGGUUGAGCCGUCCGUUUCGCUAUCGUCCGGCAACCGUCCCGCAUUGGAUUCUCAUCUUGUGGCCUCAAGUGUUGUCCCGCAAGGCAGUACCGCCAGCACACGCUGCGAUGAAAUCUUCCUGUCCACAGUAGCGAUAAAGGUGAAGGAUAUCAACAAAAAUUACCACUACGCCCGCGGAGUUCUGGAUAGCUGUUCUCAAGCGAACUUUAUAUCCGAAGCCUUAGCACGAAAGCUGGAACUAAAACGUGAACGAACCAGUACCGAAGUAAGUGGUAUUGGCCAAGGAGUAGUCCAUAUUCGCUCGAAGGUUAUGAUUAAAAUCUCGUCUCGUUUCGGAGGCUUAGACUACGUUCUCGAAUGCCUCGUCGUAACGCUUCCAAGCAAGCAUAUCGAUAUUUCUGGUUGGAAUAUUCCCCACAAUGUCCCGCUCGCAGACCCGAAAUUCAACAUCAGCUCUGGGGUCAACAUUCUAAUCGGAGGUGAAUUAUUCUAUUCGCUAUUGGAAGCACACAAGGUCAAUCUCUCUACCGGCUACCCGAUGCUUCAAAGGGCAACGUUUGGGUACGUUGUUGCAGGUCGUCUAUCCAAUACAUCGCGUAGUCCUUCAAUUUGUGUAAUCAGUAGUACUUCCUGCCUUGAUAGUAAGCUACAACGCUUUUGGGAAGCAGAAAAUUUCGACGGUCAUAAGGCGAUGACUCCGUUGGAAGAAGCAUGUGAGGAGCACUUCCGAAGGAAUGUGACCAGGACAAAGGAUGGUCGUUACAUGGUUCGACUUCCGGUACGGGAGGAAAUGCUUGCAAUGUUGGGCGAUUCGUUUGCGGUGGCACAACGUAGAUUCUGGGCAAUUGAGCGGAAAUUUGAAUUAAACAGCCAUUUUAAGAACGCGUAUGUGAACUUUAUGGAAGAGUAUGCAACACUAGGCCACAUGGAGUUGAGCCCGCGUGUCGAAAAUUCCCAGUUUGUCCUACCACACCAUGCCAUCUUUCGCCCUGAUAGUUCCACCACAAAAACGCGCGUCGUCUUUGACGCAACCUGUAGAGGCAGUUCCCAGUUGUCGUUAAACGAUAUAUUACCCGUUGGACCGAUCGUUCAGCCGCCUCUGCUCGCUAUCGUCCUCAGCUGGAGGAUUCCUCGUUUCGUGUUCAAGGCAGAUGCAGAGAAAAUGUUUCGCCAAGUCUGGAUCCACCCAUUGGACCGAAAGUUUCUACAAGUACUAUGGCGAUCUAGCUCGUUGCAGCAAGUCCAGCGAUACCAACUUCCCACAGUGACAUACGGGACUUCUUGUGCACCCUUCCUCGCAACUCGAGUGCUAAACCAACUGGCGAAAGACGAAGGGCACAGAUUUCCGCUUGGCGCCAAGAUUGUUCUGGAAGACUUUUAUAUGGACGACGCGUUAUCCAGAGAAAACGAUUUACUAACAGCAAUCGAAGCGUGA